ACUCAGACAGUGCUACAAUAGUUUCAGACAUCAAUUCAGCUGUAGCCCAGUGAUAGUCUCCAAGAACUUUGUCUCAAAGAUCAAACAUCAUGACUUCAUUCGUCAUCAAGCAGCCUGGUCCCAUCAUGGAGUCAAAGGAAUCUAACCAGUGGAGUUCUGGAAUCUGUGACUGCACCAAUGACAUGGCAGGCUGCUGUUUUGCAUGCUGGUGUGGUCCCUGCCAUGCCUGUUUACAUUCAAGGGAGUACGGAGAGUGUCUUUGUCUACCUCUGCUGGACAUGUUUGGAUUUGUCCCACCAAUCACAAUGUCCAUGAGGGUGUCUAUGCGCCAGCGCUACGGCAUAAAGGGCACCUUCUGUAAUGACUGUGUGCAUGCCACCUGCUGUAGAGCCUGUGUCUGGUGUCAAAUGUCCAGGGAGAUGAAGGGACGCAAGAUCCCUGUUGUCCUGACCAGGGCAAGGAACACAAUGUUACCAUAGUCAUCACCAUACAUACUACAGCUAUGACCUGCAUGUUAUCAGAACCAUGAUGUUGCUAUAAUCAUCACCAUAUAUGUACUACAGCUAUGUACAUAGCAUAAUCAUACCUUAAUACUAUAUUACUUUUUUCAGAGAGCUGCUUCUGUGUUUAUGGAAUAUCAAUGUAUUCCUACCUGGCUGAAUUUUCGGUUUGACAAGAAUGAAUUGUAUAUGUACUUAAAAUAUUGAAUGCACAUAUUUCUGUUAAAUAUUAUGUAUAGAAGAACAAGAUGGAGUGCCCUUCAGAAUGAUUGGCACCCUGAACAAAAAGGUUGUAACAAAAAUAUUGUUAUUGCUCACAAUCAAAAAACAUUUAAUCGAUGUUAUCAAUAAAUAUUUAUUGAAUUAUUUAUUC
This is a messenger RNA of Esox lucius (northern pike), 873 nucleotides long. Its product is annotated as cornifelin homolog B-like. Lineage: Eukaryota; Metazoa; Chordata; Actinopteri; Esociformes; Esocidae. The record is from RefSeq and is marked provisional.